Messenger RNA from Heteronotia binoei (common prickly gecko), 1398 nucleotides. Its product is annotated as olfactory receptor 5V1-like. Gene Ontology annotation, cellular component: membrane. Bases 1 to 1398 code for a protein of 465 amino acids. NCBI's taxonomy places the organism in Eukaryota, Metazoa, Chordata, Lepidosauria, Squamata, Gekkonidae. The record is from RefSeq and is a predicted model, not a curated record. Gene Ontology annotation, biological process: G protein-coupled receptor signaling pathway. Gene Ontology annotation, molecular function: olfactory receptor activity; G protein-coupled receptor activity. The transcript is spliced from 4 exons.
AUGCCUUUGCCCUCCUCUGACAAUCAAACGUCUUUCACAGAGUGCAUCCUGCUGGGAUUUAUCAAUAUCAAGCAAGGAAAGAUUUUCCUCUUUGUUUUCUUGCUCACAUUGUAUACUAUCUGCUUCUUAGGGAACUCAUUCUUAAUCACUGUGGUACUCCUAAAUCAGACUCUUCACACACCUAUGUAUUUCUUUCUUGGCAACCUCUCUUUCUUAGAUAUCUGUUACAUUUCUGUGACUGUACCCAAAAUGCUAGCAGGUCUUUGGACUGAAUCUCCAAGCAUUUCCUUCCUGGGUUGUGCAGCACAGAUGUAUUUUUUUGUCACCUUAGUGGGCACUGAGGGUUUCCUUCUGGCCUCUAUGGCUUUGGACCGUUACUUUGCCAUAUGUUGCCCACUUGCUUACACCAGUCUCAUGAAUAAAUGGAUUUGUUUGCAGCUGUCUGUGAUAUCCUGGAUUUGUGGGUUUCUCAAUGCUUCUCUUCACACAACCCUCACAUUCCACCUGUUUUUCUGCCAGUCUAAUAAGAUUAAUCAUUUCUUCUGUGACAUCCCUCCAUUGCUGAGUAUUUCAUGUUCAGACACAUCAGUAAAUGAAGUUGCCCUUCUCACAAUAGGUGUCUUUGUAGGACUUAGCCCUUUUUUCUUUACUCUGUUCUCAUAUGCUUUCAUCCUUCAUGCCAUUUUGAGUAACCAGCAGAAAGGGAAGAGUCACAAAGCAAUUUCAACAUGUGUAUCUCACCUGACAGUUGUUAUUUUAUUCUAUGGCUCCAGCAUAUUUACAUAUGUCCGCCCUACUUCUAGCUACUCACUAGAAAGAGACCAGUUUGUGGGAGUUUUAUACAGUGUCUUAACACCAACACUCAAUCUACUCAUCUACAGUCUACGGAACAAGGAAGUGAAACUGGCAAUGAGGAAACUGAGAGCUAAAGCAGGCACCAACGCUGGCCCAGCACCGAGCACACUGGACGACGGGCCUGUUCCCACAUCCAAGCCAACAAGCCCUACAGCUCCUCCAGUCAUAGUCACAGCAGACCUGCCCUCCAAAAUAGACGAACGGGUCAGUAUACCUGCCUCUGGAUGGCUGCCAAGUUUCCGGAUAACGGAGAACCCACCAAAACUACUGAGGAGUCGAAGGUCCCACUGGGAGUCAGCAUCGAGAGACGGAGAGGGGGGUCCCCGCUACAUCAUCACGCCACAGAAGUGGAAGCCCUGCACCUCGACCACGCUAAUGGAUGAGGCAGCAGGACGUUUUGGGAACCUGUUUACCGGGUUGGGAGACAGGGGAGAGGAGAUCGGGGAUGACCGGAACAGCGGGCCAAUCGGAGACGAAGAAGGGUCCCCCAAAGGGGGAGAGGACAUCCAGCUGCUGAGGAACGAGAUGCGAAUAUGGGUGUGA